This is a messenger RNA of Culex pipiens pallens (northern house mosquito), 1369 nucleotides long. RefSeq lists its product as uncharacterized. The transcript is spliced from 3 exons. The record is from RefSeq and is a predicted model, not a curated record. Lineage: Eukaryota; Metazoa; Arthropoda; Insecta; Diptera; Culicidae. The coding region runs from base 646 to 1020 and encodes 124 amino acids.
ACAAAAAAAUAUUACGGUAAUGACAAAAGUAACUUACUUUUGAAUUAAAAAGUUGUUAAAAUUUGCUACAUUAAAAGUUUUUUUCUUGUUUUGAAAAUGAAAACUUUUACUGCUACAGUUUUUGAAAAUCUCAUUGCUCACUGAUUUAAAAGUUUUUACUUUUAAUUCGACUGUAAAAUUUCUUUCAUUUUGACGUUCUCGUGUAACCGUGUACGCCUAAGUCGCAAAUGUAAACAAACACUUUGGUGGGUCCGGUGGUGCUGGUGAGUCUAGGACGCAAAGUAAAGCCGACCGCGGCAGCAGCCAGGACUCGGACGCGGAAACCUUCGUGAGCCAAACAGCAGCAGCGGAACGCCUUCGAAGGAGGGUGGUGCAGGAGCGGGACGAGGAUGAGAGGUAGGAAUGUGGAUUCGCACCGGUUGUAUUGGGUGGUGGUGGCCCGAGAUUGAAGGUCAAUUCGCGUGAGGACUGGGGUGAGAUCAUCGAGGAGAUGGCGCUGCCGAAGCGUUGCGUGAACAACGAGAUUGCGUUGAAGAAGAUUAACUUCCGGUUUUUGGACAAGUACGCGAAAGUUUAUUUUCACGAUGGGCCUCCGACGAAGAGGAGGACGACGAAAAGCUACAUAAUCGGAGGUGGUCAGCGCAGAUGUUGCACUCGGUGCCGGCGGUUUACAGCACCGCAACUUCCCGCCCACAAACACUCACGUCGCGACGGCGCAGCUUCAGCCGAAUGAAUCUGGACAGUGAGCCAAAAAAAAUCGAAUUAGGAUUACGUGCUCAAAAUCGAACUCCGUUCCGAGGGCCUCAUCAACUCCAUGUUCCGGAUGCGCUUCCAGGAUCGGGAACUCCCCGUUCAGGCACUUUACUUUCCAGCCGGGAAACGUCGACCACCCUUCCCGAAUCAAUGGCCAACUCCUCCAAGACUGUCCUGAUUGAGGCCGGAAACGUGACCAUCGUGUUACACUGCUGUCGCGUCGAAGCCUCCAUCCGGAACCGACCAAACUGGGGUAUUCGGAAGUGACCGGUGGCGUACCGUAUGAAGCAGAAGCUAGUGGAGAAGCGUUAAAUACAUAAAAAAGUAUUUUUCUAACAUACUGUUUAAUUUUUUUUAAAUAAAUGUAAAAAACCAAGCACAUUUUUCUGAAAUUAUCCCUGUAGUGCUAAAUGUUGUGUAUUCUUGCCAUAAAAGGUUUCUUUUCCAAAUAAAAGUAAAAUACUUUUACCAAUACAACGAUUUUUUUCCAUAAAUGCAUGGUAGUAUCAAAAACUUUCCAACUUUUAAAUUGAAAAGUUUGAACUUUCUACGAAUAUUCACCAACGCGAACUUUUAAUCCAACGAACAAUCUUUUUAAAUUUAGAGUAAUUUUUCU